AUCCAUCUGAGACAAUGUUCCAGUUCUUCACAAUGCUGUUGCUGGAAACGCAGCUCUCUGUGGUCUCAGCCUUAUUUACAGUUGAAGUUCCUCAACAGCGAUACAUUGUGGAGUACGGGAGCAAUGUGACCAUGGAAUGCAGAUUUCCUGUGAAUGGCUCAUUAAACCUAGGACUCCUGAUGGUAGCUUGGGAGCAAAAAAGGCAGGGUCAGUCGAAAUCGAGAGAGGUAUACACACUCCGCAAUGGGAAGGCAUUCCUUCUAUCCCAGCAUCACGAUUACACAGGAAGAGCAAUGCUUCUGCACAGUGAACUGAAACUGGGCCGAGCUAUCCUUCAGAUCACCAGUGUGAAGAUCACAGAUGCAGGAUCAUACCUUUGUCUCAUUGACUACCAGGGUGUGGACUACAAGUACAUUACAUUGGAAGUGAAAGCAUCCUACAAGAGGAUAAACACUCAAGUUAUGAGAAAACCAAGUGAAGACAAGUUUGUUUUUAUAUGCCAGUCAGAAGGCUUUCCUCUGGCAGAAGUUUUCUGGCAAAAUGAGAACUUCAAUCUCAGUGGAUUUGCAAAUACCACCUAUACAGUGACUACAGAAGGCCUCUACAAUGUCACCAGCAUCCUGACAUUCAAACCAAAUACGAAUACAAACUACAGUUGUGUGUUCUGGAAUAAAGAACUGAAUGGAGAAACUUCAGCUCACAUUUUCAUUUCAGCUUUAUUGAGUACACAGUAUAGUGGACAAAAAUCCCUGAUUUUUUAUAUUGUCCCCAUAUGUGUGAUGGCAGCUGUCCUUCCCUCUGCACUCAUAAUCUUUCGAAAGAGAAAAUCAUUCAAGAAUGCACAACCUCAAAAAGACAGGAACAGAAAACUGAACCCUAGCCUGAAAGAUGAGAACA
Merops nubicus (carmine bee-eater) is the source of this 897-nucleotide messenger RNA. RefSeq names its product programmed cell death 1 ligand 2 (gene PDCD1LG2). The annotation marks the transcript as partial. Lineage: Eukaryota; Metazoa; Chordata; Aves; Coraciiformes; Meropidae. Gene Ontology annotation, cellular component: external side of plasma membrane. The record is from RefSeq and is a predicted model, not a curated record. Gene Ontology annotation, biological process: T cell costimulation; cell surface receptor signaling pathway; positive regulation of T cell proliferation. The transcript is spliced from 5 exons.